UAAAUCAAUUAUGUUAAAAUUAUCUAUGUGGAUUUCUUUACCUUUUGGAACCCAUCCGACUUUCAUAGUAAUACAAAUUUUGUAUUACAAAAGCAUAAUAAUUAUGCUUUUGUGAAUUACCUAUUCACGAAUAUUCUUUACGUGGGUUGUGCAAAGGACAGAUUAGGUACAAAUAAAAUCUCAGUUUCUGCCGGUUUGUACAUGUGUACUUGCUACCCGGAUCAUAUUAUUGACCUUCACAUCCAUUCAUCCCAAUCAGGUGGAAAUGUGUCAUCAUUACAUGCAAAAAGUGUUGUAAGAAAAGGCUUAAAUGCAAGUAAUCCUACAACACGCAUCAUAAAAGUACAUGUGCAAAACCUCUGUGUCGUCUGGUGUGAUUAAGUUCAAAGUCCAAACUUUCAUUCACUUUAGUUAAUUCUGAAAAACUUGGUUAGGUAUACAUACGUGUGUGUUGACGUUUACAGUUAUUAGUCAUAAUUGCUGAUUUCUACAACUCAAUAUUUGGGAAAAGUUGCACUGCCUGUUUUAUAAAAGGAGGAAACUGUGGCAUUUCAUCUCUUGCAAAUUGCAGAGCUAUCAAUUUAUUGAUUAUAAAAGCGAACAAGGAAGAAGAGGACAGUUAAUUCUCUCUGGAUAUUUUUCAAUAUAGAGACAAAAAAGUCUAAGAAUGAGUGUCAAGAUCACAAGAGAACUUGUCCAGCGCAUGGACCAAGAAGACAUCAUGACGGCGAUCAGUCGGAACAUCUUCCCAACGGACUUACGCCUACGAAGUGCAGGAAAUCGGAAAACAAUGGAUGACUCUUCUAUGCUCAAAGUUGAUGAAUCUUGCAGUAAGCUCCCUUCGUCGUCUGUCAAUGGUGGCACAAAAGUGGGGCCAGGAACGAAUUUAAAGCCCAUAAUGGAUGCAAAAUGUUUGAAUGGGCGACAGAAGGUUUACCAGCAUCAUAGCACGGAGAAUAAUUGUCUCAUGCGAUUUUCCAUCUACAUUCCUGAAACGGAAGACGCAAACCAAAAAUUUCAUGUCGUUAUUUUUCUCUCUGGAAUUAUGUGCAAUGAACAAAAUUUUCUUUUGAAAACGGGAUUCCAACAGUAUGCCAGUGAACAAAAUCUGAUUGUUGUUGGAGCAGAUACAAGUCCACGUGGGGUCGAGUACCCUGGGGAUCGGGACGCACCAAUUUUUGGACGAUCAGCAGGAUGGUACCUAGAUGCAACCCAAGAACCAUGGAAUAAGAAUUACAACAUGUACUCGUACAUUAGUAAAGAACUUCCAGAAAUUAUCAGGAAUAAUUUUCCCACAACGGGACAGUUUGGUCUUAUUGGACAUAGCAUGGGUGGCAAUGGUGCAGUAGUAAUUGGACUUCGAAACCCUUCAAUGUUCAAAUGUAUCACCCUGUUAGCUCCAUCUUGCAAUCCAACCUCCUGGGGUCAGGAGCUCAUUUUUAGGAAAUUCUUGGGAGAUGACGAAGAACAGUGGAAAAAGUUUGAUGCUUCUUGUGUAAUUCGGGAAUAUAAUGGACCAACCAGAGAAAUUAUGCUGGACCAGGGUGGUGAGGAUGAAUAUUUGGACUUCCUUCUUCCAAAAAGAUUGAAAACGUGUGCUGAAAAUAACGUGAAUGCAUGUGUAACUGUUGACCUCAAUAUGCGAGAAGGAUAUGAUCACUCGUACUAUUUUGUGGCGUCAUUUAUAGAAAACCAUCUUAUAUACCACAAAAAUGUUCUAGAUAAUACAUCAAUGUAAAUUACUCUUCAAAAAAUCCAUCAAUUGAAGAAUCUGAUGAACAUAGAUAAUCUUAUCUUGCCAAUAUAAAGUAUUAUUAUUUGUAUUUAUUUAUUUAGUGUUGUAUUAUGAACAUAGCUAUUGAUGUUCAAAGAAAUGUGCUAUGUUAAUAUGUUGGCUUUAAAUUUUUAGCAGUGUACCUGGACAAAAAUAAAAGCAUAUCUACAGAUUACGUAUGUAGGUAGAUAAUAUCUACUAGAUAUGUAUUAUAUUGAUGAAAGUUCAACGAAUAUACGUAACUUCCAGCCAUUUAUUGAUUCAUAAAUGUACAUCCAGCAAAUAAAGAAAGACAUACAAACUCA
Messenger RNA from Folsomia candida, 2079 nucleotides. RefSeq names its product S-formylglutathione hydrolase. Gene Ontology annotation, molecular function: S-formylglutathione hydrolase activity. The transcript is spliced from 5 exons. The coding region runs from base 668 to 1738 and encodes 356 amino acids. Gene Ontology annotation, cellular component: cytosol. Gene Ontology annotation, biological process: formaldehyde catabolic process. NCBI's taxonomy places the organism in Eukaryota, Metazoa, Arthropoda, Collembola, Entomobryomorpha, Isotomidae. The record is from RefSeq and is a predicted model, not a curated record.